Messenger RNA from Syngnathoides biaculeatus (alligator pipefish), 3690 nucleotides. It is a transcript of the gene arhgap18, whose product is annotated as Rho GTPase activating protein 18. Gene Ontology annotation, cellular component: cytoplasm. The record is from RefSeq and is a predicted model, not a curated record. Gene Ontology annotation, biological process: regulation of actin filament polymerization; signal transduction; regulation of small GTPase mediated signal transduction. The transcript is spliced from 26 exons. NCBI's taxonomy places the organism in Eukaryota, Metazoa, Chordata, Actinopteri, Syngnathiformes, Syngnathidae. The coding region runs from base 151 to 3144 and encodes 997 amino acids. Gene Ontology annotation, molecular function: peptidyl-prolyl cis-trans isomerase activity; protein binding; GTPase activator activity.
UGUUGAACUCAAAUUUGAGUCGCGGCAAGAGGCCUCAUUAGAGUUUCUGACCCACACACUUUCCUCCCCCUUCCCAACACGUCGGAACACGAAUCUCGAAGUGGCGAAAAAGAUUUAACUUUGCGGAACAACCUUCCAACAGGCGUUAAGAUGCCAAUGAACGGGAUACAAAAGAUUUUUCACCGCAAUGCUGGGGCUGGAGUACCGAGCCCAUUUGACCAUCUGGAGCAGCAUAUGGAGGAUAUUGUGGGGAAUGGGGGGGUCCUGAAGGAGAUGAUCCGCCCUGGCGAUGGCCCCCUUGUGCCCCCAAAUGCUUCAGUGAUAAGUAAUAUCAAUUUUUCACUGACUGCAAGCCUAAACAUGCAUUAUGCCGGCUACCUGGAGUACGCGGAUCUGCCGUUUGAGACCACGAUGGACGUCAAGCAUCCCGGUCUCCUUAAGCUGGGCCAAGACGUCACGGUGAUCGGGAUGGAGCUGGGCUUGCUGACCAUGCGGAAAGGCGAGUUCUCGCGCUUCCUGCUGCAGCCGCGCUACGCCUACGGAGACCUGGGCUGCCCGCCCCUCGUCCCCCCCGCCUCCCGCGUUUUGUUCGAGAUCCGGCUCGUAGAAAUCCUGGACUUGGGAGAAGUGGAGGAAUUUCUCCAGCUCACAAAGGAGGAGCAGGACGCGUUUCCGUUGUCCAAACUGAUAAACGUGGUUGACACGGUGCGCUCUUUUGGCAACAGAUGCUUCAAGCAGACUCACUACCAAAAAGCCAAAGAGUGGUACAAGCAGGCGACGGUGUUGCUGAGGAGCAGGGCGGACCAGAGCGUUGACGAAAAGAAGGAAGUCCGGGCGGCCCUGCUGCCUCUUUAUCUGAAUCUGUCCUUGGUGGAGCUGCGCGAAGAAAAUCCAAAGAAAGCUCUCAAGCACGCCAACGGCGCUUUGGACCUCGACGCCACCAACAUCAAGGCACUUUACCGCUGCGCGCAGGCGUAUGUGGAGCUGCACGACUACAAGCGCGCUCACCGUUGCCUCGUCAAAGUCCAGGCCAAGAAACCCUUCGAUCCAGACGUCAACGAGCUCCUGAAGACCGUCACCUUGUCCUACAAAGACAACUUGGACAAAGAGAGAGAAUUGUACGGCAACAUGUUCCCAGGCUUCAAGAGCCCACAUGGUCGUCGCUGGCGAGCGGGACGGCACGGUGGGACGCAGGCGGCCAACAUGGUUCCCAGAUUGGCUUUCUACCUUCACCUCAGCCGACGGACAGGCCACUACAGCGUCCAGCAGAACCACAGCUCGCUUCCCGGCGACGGUCCCGGCGCGGAGAACCAGCAUCCCAGGCCCUCCGUGUGCUCCAAUCCUGGCUCCAGCCCCAGACACAGUCCCAAGGCCAGGCUGCGACCGCGGCCGCCAUGUCAGCGCUGCAACUCCCAGGACUCGCUGGACGAGCUGCAGAUGGACGACUACUGGAAGGAGGUGGAGAACAUCAGUCGCUCGGCAGAGAAGGGCGGAUGUGAGAGCGGGAAUGACGAAGAGGAGCAGCAGAAACCCCCCGACGAGGGAGAACAGGAAGAAGCCUGGCUCACGGAGGCGGGGCUAGUGCGGCUGUUUGACGGUUCGCUGGAAGCCGACCAGGAACAGGAAGAGGAGAGCGCCGUGUUCCUGUCCACGCUGACUCGAGCGCAGGCGGCGGCGGUGGAGCGGCGGGUGACCUCGCUACAGCAGACGCUGCGACGGCGCAACCGGCAGCACCUGCCCGAUGUCCGGGAUAUAUUCAGACCGCCUGAAAAGGACAAAGAGCCGUGCGAGGACCGAGGGGGAAGCGAGAGCGCACCGAGUGACGCCAGCUCAGCCGAACCGGAGACGGUCAUGAACGUGGACGUGGCGUUCUCGGAGCAGGCGCUCACGUACAGGGACAACCGGCCUCGCCUCGCCGUCCAAGCGAGUCCCGACUCGCCCGACGAUAAGUUACCGAACUUCAGGCUCUUGAGAGAUAAAACGGGUCAGACCAGAGUCGGGCAUCUGUCUCCGCUGGAUAUGAAAAAGGUCCGAAGGCUCGCUCUGGUGGAGAUGACGGCUCUUUUCGACACGGCGGGCGUCGACCUGAAAGCGCACAAGCCCGGAAAAUUGAAGGCAAAAGAAAGCGGUCUGUUUGGGGUUCCCCUCGUCACUUUACUGGAGCAGGACCAGAGGAGGGCAAGCGGGACCAAAGUGCCCUUCAUCCUGCAGAGGCUCAUCAGCCACAUCGAGGAGGAAGGACUCGACACAGAGGGGCUGCUCAGGAUCCCCGGCGCCGCCACCAGAGUCAAGUCCCUGUGCCAGGAGCUGGAGUCCUGCUUCUACGACGGCACGUUCCCGUGGCGACAGCUGAAGCAGCACGACGCCGCCAGCCUCCUGAAGCUGUUCAUCAGGGAGCUGCCGCACUCGCUGCUGACCGUCGAGUACCUCAACGCCUUCAUCGCCGUCAACAAGCUGCCCACGAAGAAGCAGCAGCUGCAGGCUCUGAACCUGCUGGUCCUCUUGCUGCCUGAAGCCAAUCGGGAUAGUUUGAAGGCCCUCGUGGAGUUCUUCCAGCGUGUCAUCGAGCACCAGGCCAAGAACAAAAUGAGCCUGAACAACGUCUCGGUCGUCAUGGCGCCCAACAUCUUCAUGUUCAAGGGCUGCCGCUCAAAGGUGACCGAGCAGCAGGAGUUCUCCAUGGCGACCGGCACCGCCAACAUCGUGCGGCUGCUCAUUAGAUACCAGAACCUCCUGUGGACUAUCCCCAAGUUCAUCGUGACGCAGGUCCGGCAGCAAAACAUGGAGAGCCAGCGCAAGCAGAACAAAGAGCGAGCCGUGCGGAAGCUGCUGAAGAAGAUCACCACGGAGAAACUUCCGGAGAGGGCCCCUCCCGAGGAGAACUCGCAGGGAUUCAUCCGCGUGCAGGCGCCGCAGUUCAGCAAAGUGUCCAUGGCCGUCCAGCUCACCGAAGACCUGCAGGCGGCCGACGUGCUGACGCGCUUCCUCAGCCAGGACAGUUCUGUGGCAGUCAAGCGAGAGGACUUGUGUCUCUAUGAGAUUGGCGGAAACAUCAAGGAACGGUGUCUGGACGGGGAAACCUUCAUGAAGGACCUCUUCCAGCUCAACCCCACGGCCGAGUGGGUCAUCAAAACGGCGCAGUGAUCGGCUCCUCUCCACCCGCACCAGAAUCUGCAGGAAGUUCAGGAGAACGGUUCGCUCAUCUGCUACCCGCUCGUAGGAAUAUUGAGAAUCCCGCCCCCAGAGCCUUUCAACCGCUUGAAGUGUUGAUAAUAAGUGCAUAUAUGUGAUAUGCGGCGAAAUGGGAACAUUUAAGCGUCAUCAUAACCACUAAUCGUGCUUUUCGUUUGCUUUAUGAACUCGCAAAGUUCUGGAGGUCCAGUGCGUGUUUGAGGCCAUGACUUGCACAGGCUCAUCAGCAGCAGCGAGCUUGAAACACUCCACACCCUCCAUCUCAUAAUGAUACUAAUAAUCAUCACGUGUGCUUGCCGCCAUCUUGGGACUGCAUGAAAAGUGGCCGCGUUACGUUUCAUGUGACGGUUUUGAUUGAUUUCCGGUUUUAACGGCCUGCCGCAUUUCAAAGUGACGGAAAUAAGCCUUUUGUCAUUUCGUUUACACCGAUUACAAAUAUGAUUGAUCUUGUAUCUGACCACUACUGCAUGUAAAUAAACAUUUAGUUAUGAACUUUAA